Messenger RNA from Cuscuta campestris, 3179 nucleotides. The record is from the annotation of a GenBank genome assembly. Lineage: Eukaryota; Viridiplantae; Streptophyta; Magnoliopsida; Solanales; Convolvulaceae.
CGGCGUUUCAACUUUAAAUUUAAAUAAAAAAUCCGAGAAUGGGCGAAACGACGUCGGAAGAGACUAUAAACAUCUUCCUUCAUCGUGCGACCAUUGAGUUUUCGAUCUGUGUGUGCUCUAUCCCCCCUCUUCUACACUUGCAAAACUUGAUCGAAACCCUACCCAUCCAAAGUCACCGAUCUCGGAAAACCUUGAAUUUCUACAAUUAGGACGAAGAAUGCUUCUUUGUCUUCCUCCAAGAAUGGAAACGAUGAGUCAUGCAGAAGAGAGGAUGAAAGAGCACAGCGGUAGCCCAAAGCCCACACAAGGAACAUUCGAGGUUCCGACGAUAAAGACGAAGGUAAAUUCAAAGGACUUUCCACAUAUGAAGCUGACUGUGAAGUCUUCACUGCAAGACUUCCAAAAAUUGAUGAAAGAAAAGUUGUGCGAUCAUAUGGAAAUACUAGAAGUGUUUAGGAGAGAUUCUCCUUUUGGUGCUUUCCUUGAUGUCCAACUUGUUCCCCCUCCAGCCAUGUUAUGGCAGUUGAUGGUUAGGGAGGCUAAUGUGGAAGGAGCAAAAGGUUCUGAAAUGUGGUUUGUAGUAAAUGGAGUUCCCAUUAGAUACUCUCUAAUGGAAUUUUCCUUGAUUACUGGACUCAAAUGUUCACAACUAGCUCCCGGAUACAAAGAGCAGUAUGAUAAGGAUUCACUGCCUUUUUUCGUUAAAGAAAACUGGUCAAAGGGUGUGGUAUGUUACACUUCAGUUGUCGAGAGGUUCUCAAAAUUGUGCCAGCUACUUGACGAUGAAGGGAAGAAAGAGUAUGCACUACAGUGGAUAGUGAAGGUGGCGACAUUGAUGUUUGUUGUUCUCGUUUUAAUUGGUCAUGCUAAGAAAGAUGCCCCAGUUCCGAAAUGGAUCCUUGCCACUGUUGCAAACUCUGAUGAUUCCAUGUCUUUCCCAUGGGGGACAUGGGCAUUCCUGGAGUCCCUCCGUAUCCAAUCUUUGGGGAAGGACUUAGUUUCAGAAAAAAGAAGCUUGUCAAAGGCGGGAAUACAUCAAACACCCUCCGAUACACUGGCUUUGUCCUCCCCUCAUCCGAGCAUUCUUCUUCCAGAAGGAAGUGAAAUACGUGCCCCUUGGAUCACCAGUCUGACCUCCUUGCCUUCUGUUUCCAAUCCAACUCUAGGAGAAUUCGUAAGGGGAAUCCAAGGUGGUGACAAGAAUAUUCAAUUAUGCAUGAAAAAACAACUUCUGACCCAAGCAAGUGAAGAUGAAGUUGCUGUAGGAAGGAAUUCAUCAUCAGAUGAAGUUCACUCUUCAAGUGAGGGGUCAGAAGUCCCCUCCAAAAAGUAUGUCCUUAGGAGGAGACAAGUAUCAAAGCCGUGCACCCCACAUGGAAAGGCUGAGCACACACCUAUGUUGGAAAGGACAACCAAUAUCAAGGCUUCAUCUUUAAGUGGAAAUUCUAGUCAAAUCUUCCCUAAUUCACUGAAAGAUUACAUUGAUGGUAAAUUUUCUGAGCUUCAAAAGACGCUAUGUCAGGAGGUUGAAAAUUUCUUGGAAAGAAUAUUUCAGACACUAGAAGAAAGAAUUCUCUUAACUUUACUUGUAUCCUCAAAGGGAAGGACUGACGAAGCGAAGGAAGACGAUGGGAAGAAAGAAGAGCCGGUGGAAGUGAAUGAGGUCAACCACUCUAUACAUGAAGGGGUGGACCAUAAUGAAGAGGAUGAAAUAAAAGAUGGGAAGGAAGAAGAUGAGAAGGUCGACCCCCCUUAUUUUGAAUGGGUGGACCAUAAUGAAGAGGCUAUUAAAGAUGGGAAGGAAGAAGAGCCGAUGGGAGUGAAUACGGUCGACCCCUAUAGUUUUGACGGGGUUGACCAUAAUGAAGAGGAAAAAAAGAUGGGAAAGAAGAAGAUGGGAAGGAAGAAGUUGGGAAGGAAGGAGAUGGGAAGGAAGAAGAUGAGCCCAUUGCAGAAAAUAUGGUCAAGCUCUCCAGAAGAAGAGGAAAAGUUUGCAGUUGAGGGAGAGGCCAAUGAAGAUGAGAUGGCAAUGAGUGAUAAAAUUGUCCAUGAUGUUGUUGAAUUCUGCAAAUCAACUGAAAACAAUGUUGAUGAGAAAGUUGAGUCCAAUGGUGACGUCUUGAGAGAACUAACAGAUGUGGAUGAAGUCGCUGCUGCACGGGUAAAGGUUAUUAAUAGUAAUGUAUCAAAUGAGCUGGAUAAAGCCGAAGAAGAGAAACUCAACAUACGAAGGAACCCAUCUAGCCAACAACUUGAGGCCUUCCAUCAAUUCAUCCAGUCGGCAAUUGCUGAUGGGAGAGAAGUUCAGUGUAUCAUGGAAAAGAGGGGAGAGUCCCACGGUAUUGUUAAGAAGUGGUGGAGUUCCUUGAUCAAGGCCGGCGGCUGGUUGGAGACCACGCAUAUGGAAGAAAUCAUGAUCUACUUCAUGAAAAUGUAUAACAAGAAAGAUAGAACAUAUGCCGUCCUCCUAGAGAGCUUUCAAAUGUUAGGUGAGGUCAAUGCCACUACUGAACUAUUUCCAAUCCUGGACACCGGCCUCGCAGAAAUAGUUCUUGUUUUUGGCAAAGACAAUUGGGUGACCUACCCCAUUAGGUUUCCAGAAUAUGAUUCAGGAGAGGAUGAUGAUGAUAUUCAAGGUUCAUUUGUUCAUAAACUCGAGGCGCACAAUGUUAUCCCCAAGGAGUCAUAUUUGGAGUUGCCAAGGUCUUUUUGCGCCAACAACGGAAUUUCUGAUGGCACAAUGAACAUUAAGAUUUAUGGCCCGGAAAUGUUUCCCAAUGAAGUCACCCUCUCUGUCAAGGAGAGUGGUUGCAGGCUCUCCAAAGGAUGGCAUAAUUUUGUGGAGGACAACGGGUUAAGGCUUGGGGAUAAGGUUGUGCUUACCUUCAUUGCAGAAAAUACAAUCAUUGUUUAUGCUUUUCGCCAUCGUAUGCUACCCAGGCUUACCAAUUAUUAAAACUAUUAAACACUUUUAUAUUUGGUGGUUGUUUUGUAUAUAUUUUUAGUAUGAUUACAAUCAUUUCUAGUUUAAACGCUACAGUCAUAUUUUCUUAAUUGUAUUUUUGUUUUCUCAAUCGUAGACCUAUUUUCAAAUACAUAAAUCCAAAUGGAUCGUUUUGGAAUGGUCAGGUCGACCUUUAUAAAAUAUCCAUCGACCUUAAUAAAUUACAGUUGAUCUU